Messenger RNA from Rhizoctonia solani, 1242 nucleotides. RefSeq names its product chitin deacetylase. The transcript has 19 exons. The record is from RefSeq and is a predicted model, not a curated record. Gene Ontology annotation, biological process: carbohydrate metabolic process. Gene Ontology annotation, molecular function: heme binding; oxidoreductase activity, acting on paired donors, with incorporation or reduction of molecular oxygen; monooxygenase activity. The coding region runs from base 1 to 1242 and encodes 413 amino acids. NCBI's taxonomy places the organism in Eukaryota, Fungi, Basidiomycota, Agaricomycetes, Cantharellales, Ceratobasidiaceae.
AUGGCGAUGGCUAUGUAUCCAGGUAUCCAGGCCAAAGCGCAAGCCGAGAUCGAUGGUACCAUCGGUUCUCGUCUUCCCAGGAUUUCAGACUGGGAUUCAUUAAGCUACGUCAGAUGUGUCAUGAAGGAGGUCUUACGCUGGAAGUUAACGCUUCCAUUGGCUGUCCCUCAUGCCUGUACUCAAGAUGAUAUGUACAAAGGGUACUACAUCCCCAAAGGUGCCAUCGUCAUCGGCAACUCCUGGGCUAUAAGCAACAACCCAGCCGUGUACCCGGAUCCAGACCGCUUUGACCCCGAUCGCUUUCUAGAUCCCGCAGUUCCUGAUGCUCCUGCAUUCGGAUACGGCCGAAGAAUCUGUCCGGGGAUACACCACGCGGAUGCUACAAUGUUUCUGACAAUGGCCAGUAUCAUUUCAGUAUUUAAUAUUCGCCCCCCAGUGGAUGUGGAAGGAAGACCCAGGCCGAUGAAGGCUGAUAUAGCAAUGGACGAGGCAGUUAGCUCUAUAGCAUCCUCAUUCUUGGGUACCUUGGCUGCUCCUACAAAUAGCACUCUAUUUCCCCGCCAACUGGCUCAAGUCAUCACCAAAUGCACUGUCCCGAAUACUGUGGCCCUUACCUUUGAUGAUGGCCCUUACCUAUAUACAUACGAGAUCUCGGAGAGAAUCCUUCAGGCUGGUGGAAAGGCCACGUUCUUUGUUAAUGGAAACAACUAUCAGUGCAUCUAUCAUCCGGACAACGUGAACCGCAUUAAAUACCUCUAUGAAAAAGGCCAUCAAAUCGGCUCUCAUACUUGGGGUCAUAAAGAUCUGACAACGCUCACUUGGGACCAAGUUCACGAUGAGAUGUGGCGCGUUGAACAGGCUCUAAUGAGAAUCAUUGGCGCUAAUCCCGCAUAUAUGCGUCCUCCCUUUGGAAAAUACAAUGAUAACGUCCUCCGAGCUUCCGCCGUUCGCGGUCAGAAAGUCGCUAUCUGGGACUUUGAUAGCGGUGAUUCGGCUGGCAUUAGCGCGGCUGCUUCCAAAGGGAGAUAUGAUGAUGUUACCGCGCGACGCCCUUCAAAUAUCCUGACACUUAACCAUGAGACCUAUGAGCCUACUGCGUAUACUGAUAUCCUCCCUCAUGCAAUCGCUAAGCUUCAAGCUGCAGGCUACAGAAUGGUUACUCUUUCUGAAUGCCUGGGCGAGUCACCGGCCGCAGCCUAUCAGUCUCAGGGCCCCCCUGCCACAGGUUCUUGGAGCUGCUAA